AAACACAGACAUAUUUUUUUUAUGAUUACAAACCAGACAGGGCUUUGUUAAAAUUGUUAUAUGUAAAGUAACAACAUUGGUAGACAAAAUUUGAAAAAAUAUAAAAUAAAUUAAAGUGAAACAAACAAUUAAAUGUUAAAUGUUCUCCACAGUCUUCAUUAUCAAUGUUCACAUUUGACAUCAAUACUGUUGAUAAAUGAGCACAAAGUAAGUUAAUAUGUGACAUUUCUAAUACAUCUAAAUGAGUAUAUGCAUGUGCAUGUCCACAAACACAUGCAGGUUCUUACAGGUUUACUGGUGAGUUGAUCCACAAGACAUUUUCAGUUUCUAUAUAUUUAUGUAUUUAUUUAUUUAUUUUUUGCAUGGUCUUCUGCAGGUGGCAAAAACAAACAAACAAACAAACAAACAAAAAACUCCCUAACCCAAAACUUGUUGCGGAAAGGUCUCCAGUCUGACUGGCAGGUUAAUUUAUGUGUUCAAAACUACAUACACGGCACAAAACAAACAAAGAAACAAAAAAACCAACAAAUAACAGAACCAUGUCGUCCAUGAGUCACAAAUACGUCUAUUUGUUGACCAACUGUUCCACACAGAAAUAUACAACUUACAAACCACAGAGCCAUGCCAUCAUCUUCGCCCCCCAUCAUGCUUCACAUCAACUUUUAACCAACACAGAGGUCAGACGAAGUUCAGUACAUAAGAUUAUCCUUAGAACAAUGCAUGCUCUUGUCUUUUUAUGUGCCCUGGUACUUUUAUUUUGGCAGUACUGUACAAUAUUUUGUAUAGACACUAGUUAUGAUCAGGUCUUUUGCUCAUUAACAGCAUGUUUCUGUAGGCAGAUAGUUGGAGAAUCACACGGCAGUUCAGUAAGGCACCUUCUCAUAAAAGCGGAGUACUACUGAGCACAACACUGGUGAAAGGCACAACACUGAACAGACGAAGGGAAGCAACAGCCAAGAAUAGAGAAAGUGCCGAGGAAAGCAGAGAUUUCUCCAGCUGUAAGGAGCAUAGCACGCCCCCACCCCACCUGUUGCUGUUUGAUGAUAUUCAAUUGGCUGAAAAAAGGCGUUUCCCUUGACCAGAACAGCAGGAAGCUGCCACAGCCAUCAUGAGUGAAUUCAGGAUCCACCAUGAUGUGAACGAGCUGCUCAGCCUCCUGCAGGUCCGAGGAGGGGAUGGGGCGGAGGGAUAUAUCGACCUGCUGCAGAAGCACAGGACUCCUUAUGUCACCACCACAGUCUCUGCUCACAGUGCCAAGGUGAAAUUAGCAGAGUUCUCAAAAACACCUGAAGACUUUCUGAGGAAAUACGAGGAGCUGAAGUCCAAAAAUGUCCGUAAUCUUGACCCUCUGGUAUAUCUGCUCUCCAAACUUUGUGAGGAUAAAGAGACACUUCAGUCUCUACAACAGAAUGCCAAAGAGAGGUCAGAGUCUUCAAACCCAACCACCGCCACCAGUUACACUCUGCCUCAAACCAGCACAAAGAUGUCCAUGCAGGAGCUGGAUGAACUGCGGAAGAAGCUCGGCAACGUGACGGCCAGCUCCAACGCCCCUUUGCCUGCUGAAGUCACACGGAAGAUGCUGAGAGACAAACACAACAAGAAGAACCCCACACAGCCCAACCCCGUGUUUCCUAACUGGGUCUACGACCGUCCCGCUCUCAUCGGAGACUUCAUCACCAGCCCUGCUCCUGCAGAUCAAGCUGUCACCAUCGGCACGUUGCCCCUCCCCUCUCAGGAGCAGUUUGUGGUUGAGGAUCUGCUGUUCGUCCUGGUUGGGGUGGACGGACGGGACAUCACCGCUCAGCCUGUCCUGGGGAGGCAGAACCGCUCUUUUAUAGUUGAUGCAACGCUGGACAUGUCCAUCAAGGAGCUGGUUAACAGAAUAUUGCCAGUCGCAUCAUAUUACUCCACUGUAACACGGUUCAUUGAGGAGAAGUCGUCCUUUGAGUACGGCCAGGUGAACCACGCUCUGACGGCGGCGAUGAGGACCCUGAUGAAGGAGUACCUGAUUCUGGUCACUCAGCUGGAGCACCUCCAGCGGCAAGGCCUUCUGUCUCUGCAGAAACUCUGGUUCUACAUCCAACCCACCAUGAGGACCAUGGAGAUCCUGGCGUCUAUCGCUUCUUCUUUGGACAAAGGGGAAUGUAUGGGCGGAGCGACACUGAGCCUUCUUCAUGACCGGACCUUCAACUACACGGGCGACAGCCAGGCCCAGGAGCUGUGCCUCUACCUCACUAAAGCAGCCAGCGUCCCCUACUUUGAAAUCCUGGAGAAGUGGAUCUACAGAGGAAUCAUCAAGGAUCCCUACAGCGAGUUUAUGGUGGAGGAGCACGAGCUGCAGAAGGAGAAAAUCCAGGAAGAUUACAACGACAAAUACUGGGAUCAGAGAUACACCAUCGUACAGCACCGGAUCCCCUCUUUUCUCCAGAAAAUGGCCGACAAAAUUCUGAGCACAGGAAAGUACCUGAAUGUGGUGCGGGAGUGCGGCCGAGAUGUGACGUGUCCGGAGGCCAAGGAGGUGCUGUACACGCUGAAGGAACGGGCCUACGUGGAGCAGAUAGAGAAAUCUUACAACUACGCCAGCAAGGUCCUGCUGGACUUCCUCAUGGAUGAGAAGGAGUUGGUUUUACGUCUCAGGUCAAUCAAGCACUACUUUUUAAUGGACAAAGGAGAUUUCUUUGUGCACUUCAUGGACCUGACAGAGGAGGAGCUAAAGAAACCGGUUGAUGACAUUGUUCCUCCCCGACUCGAAGCGCUGCUGGAGCUGGCUCUGAGGAUGAGCACGGCCAACACCGACCCCUUCAAAGACGACCUGAAGAUCGACUUGAUGCCUCAUGAUGUCAUCACUCAGCUGCUGCGCGUGCUCGCCAUUGAGACCAAGCAGGAGAAGGCCAUCAUCAACGCGGAGCCCACCGAUGGGGCCCUCAGCGGCCUGGAGGCUUUCUCCUUCGACUACAUCGUCAAGUGGCCGCUGUCACUCAUCAUCAACAGGAAAGCUCUGACCAGGUACCAGAUGCUUUUCAGACACAUGUUUUACUGCAAACAUGUGGAGCGGCUGCUGUGCAACGUCUGGAUCAGCAACAAAGACUUCAAGUUGUAUUCUCUGCCUUCUGCUAAAUGGUUUGCAGCUGCGUUCGCCCUGCGCCAGAGGAUGCUCAACUUUGUUCAGAACAUCCAGUACUACAUGAUGUUCGAGGUGAUGGAGCCGACCUGGCACAUCAUGGAGAACAACCUGAAAACCGCUUCGAACAUCGACGAUGUUCUGUGCCAUCACACCAGCUUCCUGGACAACUGUUUGAAGGACUGCAUGCUGACGAACCCCGAGCUGCUCAGGAUCUUCUCCAAGCUCAUGUCCGUCUGCGUCACGUUCACUAACUGCAUACAGACAUUUACCCAGAGCAUGAGGUUGGAGCGCCUCUCCCACGAACAGGGAGCGGUGGCCAGACCUGCAGCUGCGAGCGAACAGCUGGAUGAGACGGAGAAAAAGUUUUUAGCCGAGCACGGCCUCCAGUCAGACGCCAGCUUCGAGGCCACCAUCGUCAAGUUCGACAGCAACUUUAGCAUGAUGCUGCUGGACCUGCUGGACAAGCUGAGCAUCUACAGCACCAACGACUGCGAGCACAGCAUGAUCAGCAUCAUCUACAGGCUGGACUUUAACGGAUUCUACACAGAGCGGCUGGAGAGGAUGGCUGUGGAGCGCAGUCAAAAAGCUGCAGCGUAGCAUGUAUUCUCCUGGGUUUGGAAAUAAAAUGUCAUUCUGCAAUAAAAGGACCUCUCCUCAUGGCUGUGCAUCACUCAAAGCGCACCCUUUAACCACUGAUACAUCCAUGUGCAUAUUGCUAUACAAUAUUAUAUGAAAAGUAGUUUUAAUGUGCAGAGUGAUAUUAAUGCUUCAGCUUUGAGAAAUGUAACUCACUGUUGGUAACUUAUUUUAUCUGUAUAGUGGAAAUGUGUAUUUGAAGUUAAAUAAAACUUGUGAUCUUU
Molecule: messenger RNA, 3984 nt
Organism: Gambusia affinis (western mosquitofish)
Lineage: Eukaryota; Metazoa; Chordata; Actinopteri; Cyprinodontiformes; Poeciliidae
Gene: tubgcp2
Product: tubulin, gamma complex associated protein 2
Exons: 20
Coding region: 1109-3721 (870 amino acids)
Biological process (GO): cytoplasmic microtubule organization; spindle assembly; meiotic cell cycle
Cellular component (GO): gamma-tubulin small complex; equatorial microtubule organizing center; spindle pole
Molecular function (GO): microtubule minus-end binding; gamma-tubulin binding
Source: RefSeq, a predicted model, not a curated record